AUGGACGAAGCCAAGCUUGGACGGACAUGGGCUUUGUGGUCUCCACCAGGGAGGGAUGAAGUCCGCUCACCAUGUCCCGCCCUCAACACCUUGGCCAAUCACAGCAUCAUCCCUUUCGAUGGCCGCAGCAUCAGUAGGGAGGCUAUCAUCCAUGCCCUGACCCGCCCAGACACCUUCCACCUUUCGCCAAAGAUGGCAACCCUCUUCGCAGCAGGAGCCCUGAAAGCGAACCCAGCGCCCAAUGCAACCACAUUUGAUCUCGACAUGGUAGACAAACACGGCUUCAUCGAACACGAUGUCUCGCUCUCCAGAGACGAUAUCGCUCUUAGCAGUAACUCCACGUUCUCGCAUGACCGCUUUAGGGAGACGUAUGGCUUCUGGGCAGGUGGCAGAGGUGAGGAGGCUGUGGUGACAUACGAUGAGGCUAGCAAGGCCAGGUAUGCCCGUGUCAUCCAAUCGCAGAAACGCCAUGUGGAAGUGGGCAAGAAGGUGGUGUACGGAAUCAAAGAGGCGAUCUUGAGUUAUGGCGAGAGUGCACUCUUCUUCAACGUCUUGGGAAAGGACGGGAAGGUUCAAUUGUAG
Cyphellophora europaea CBS 101466 is the source of this 582-nucleotide messenger RNA. RefSeq lists its product as uncharacterized. The coding region runs from base 1 to 582 and encodes 193 amino acids. The transcript is spliced from 2 exons. Gene Ontology annotation, molecular function: peroxidase activity. NCBI's taxonomy places the organism in Eukaryota, Fungi, Ascomycota, Eurotiomycetes, Chaetothyriales, Cyphellophoraceae. The record is from RefSeq and is a predicted model, not a curated record.